Effrenium voratum is the source of this 1284-nucleotide messenger RNA. Lineage: Eukaryota; Dinophyceae; Suessiales; Symbiodiniaceae. The record is from the annotation of a GenBank genome assembly.
AUGGCGCUUACAAUUUUCCUCAUCAUGGUUGUGCUGCUGCUGCUCGGCUUUCCCAUGAUGAUACCGCUGCUUGCCGCGACGUUUACCGGCUUCAUGAUGCUGUUCGGUGAUAUCGGCAAGACGGACUUCAUGGUUCAGCAGAUCAUGGCGGGCAUUCGUCCGGCGUCUCUGAUCGCAGUUCCAAUGUUCAUCCUUGCGGCAGACAUCAUGACGCGUGGACAGUCAGCCGGCAGAUUGAUCGACAUGGUCAUGAAGUUUGUCGGUCAUGUCAAAGGUGGUCUUGCCGUCAGCACGGCAACGGCCUGUACCCUGUUCGGAGCUGUUUCCGGAUCGACCCAGGCGACUGUCGUUGCCGUUGGUUCGCCACUGCGCCCGCGCAUGCUCAAGGCCGGAUACAAGGACUCGUUUGUCCUGGCACUCAUCAUCAAUGCCUCGGACAUCGCCUUUCUGAUCCCGCCGUCCAUCGGCAUGAUCAUCUAUGGCGUGAUCUCCAGCACGUCGAUUGCAGAAUUGUUCAUUGCCGGUAUCGGGCCGGGUCUUCUGUUGCUCGUGCUGUUUUCCGCCUACAGCAUGAUAUAUGCGACGGUAAAAGGUGUUCCGACCGAGCCGAAGGCCAGUUGGGGAGAGCGGUUGGCCGCGGUCAGGAGAGCGGUCUGGCCACUUGGAUUUCCGCUGAUCAUCGUCGGUGGAAUUUACGGUGGCGUUUUCAGCCCGACGGAAGCUGCGGCCGUGUGUGUACUCUAUGCCGUGUUCCUCGAAUUCGUGGUGUUCAGGUCACUGAAAUGGCCGGAAAUGUACACCAUCGCGAAAUCCACCGGACUGAUCACGGCCGUUGUCUUCAUUCUUGUGGGGGCUGGCGCCUCUUUUUCCUGGGUGAUUUCGUUCGCGCAGGUGCCACAGCAGAUCCUGGCGAGUAUCGGGAUUACGGAGAUGGGACCGCACGGCGUCCUGGCUGUCAUUUCGAUUGCAUUCUUCAUUGGCUGCAUGUUCGUCGACCCGAUCGUGGUGAUCCUGAUUCUGGUGCCGAUCUUUGCGCCGGUCGUGAAGUCGGUGGGACUUGAUCCGGUGCUGGUGGGCACGAUCAUCACGCUGCAGGUUGCCAUCGGUUCCGCAACACCUCCCUUCGGAUGUGACAUCUUCACGGCGAUUGCCAUAUUCAAGCGGCCUUACAUUGAUGUCAUUCGCGGUAUUUUCCCGUUCACGGUCAUUCUGCUGUGCGUCUCCGCCGCGCUGAUCUUCUUUCCUCAGAUUGCGCUGUUCCUGCGUGACCUGGCUUUCCGAUGA